This is a messenger RNA of Aspergillus novofumigatus IBT 16806, 888 nucleotides long. RefSeq lists its product as uncharacterized. Bases 1 to 888 code for a protein of 295 amino acids. Gene Ontology annotation, molecular function: transmembrane transporter activity. The transcript is spliced from 5 exons. Gene Ontology annotation, biological process: transmembrane transport. NCBI's taxonomy places the organism in Eukaryota, Fungi, Ascomycota, Eurotiomycetes, Eurotiales, Aspergillaceae. The record is from RefSeq and is a predicted model, not a curated record.
AUGGAGACAAUUCGCGAUUCAGCUUUCGGCAAGUUAGUUCGUUUCUUUAGCGGUUACAGGGUCUUUCUGUACCCAGAAGAAAUGGAUGGUUUGACUUGGCGGAAAUACCUACAAACGCCAGAUGCCUACCUGGAAGAAGCAAUGACGGAGACUAGUAGCGAAGGCUUUUACGAGCAGCAUACCUUGUACACGGUUAUGUCGCAGUGCAGGCGGCGGCAAAGGCUCCCUCUGAAAAGUGUUUUGGCAGGUCCAUGGCGUGUGAUACAUGAUAAAUCGCCUGAAUUUGGUGUGAGUAGCGAAGCUGGAAUUCUUGGUCUGACACUAUUUGUGGAUGUCCUCUUUGAAGCGCUCGUGCCCUCUCCAAUUGUCUUUGAAGAAAAACACGGCUUGAUUCCAGGAGAAACUGGCCUGGCAUUCCUGGGUAUCAUAAUAGGGGCAGUAUACAUUGCUCUUCCAGUACACUUCUAUUGGAAAUAUCGCUGGCAGUCCAAACACAUCAACCCAGUCGGCCACCUUUCCCCGGAAGAACACCUCCCUCCAGCAUGCUUUGGAGCUGUGUGUCUACCAAUAUCCCUUUUCUGGUUUGGAUGGACCGGAAACUUUGCAGGCAUCCACUGGAUUGGCCGAUCAUUGCUUCGAUGUUAUUUUCUUUUCAUUUCCUGCUACGAGGCACAGGCGUAUUCGAAAUAUGCAGCCUCGGUGCUUGCCGGAAAUGACUUCUUAAGAUCAUCUUUCGGAGGCGGCUUUCCCUUGUUCGCGACGCAAAUAUUCCAUAAUCUGGGCGUCGGUUGGGCUUGUACAUUGCUUGGUUGUUUGACCGUGGUAUUUGAGGCAUACCCUUUCUUGCUGUACACAUUCGGAGAACGAAUCCGGAUGAGGAGCAAGUAG